CCGCACAGCGAGGACGGACCUGUGCCCAGAGCCCAGGACCUCGCUCAGAGGAGCCCGUCCGCAGGGUGAGACGGAGCCGACCGCCUCCUCACGGGCACAGGCUGCUUCUGAGCUCAGCGGCCGUCUCCUGCCCUGGGCGGCUCCCUGGGGGCCCUGCUGGCAGCUGCCCCUCCGGAAUGUGAGUAACUCUUCUGCUGCGCUUCCGCCCACGCGUCCCUGUGUGGUGACUCCUCGUCGGAGAGACCUGGGACCACAGCACUUGGUGCAGAGAAGCAUGAGAGAGUGACCACAGGGGACCGGCCUGGACCAUGGCUGUGACGGAGCGAGGACAGGGCCCGACCUCACCCUGAGCCGCCGGGAUGCAGCGCCGGGCCCCGAGCUUCAGGCCCCUCCUGCUCUGGCUCCUGCUGCCCUGGCCAGGCGCAGGGCAGUUCCAAGUGAAGGGACCAGGGUCACCAGUCACUGCCCGGGUGGGAGAAGCGGCUGUGCUUCCCUGCCACCUCAGCCCACCCGAGGAUGCUCAGGACAUGGAGAUCAGAUGGUACCGAGACCACCAAUCGGUACUGGUGCACGAGUACAGGGAUUCUCGGGACCACACGGAGCAACAGAGUCCCGAGUACCAAGGGAGGACAGAGCUCCUAAGAGAGAACAUCACCCAAGGCCAGGUGGCCCUGAGAAUCCAUCCCAUAUACCUUGAAGAUGAAGGGGAGUACAGCUGUGUCUUUGUAAGAUACACACAGCUCAGCCAAGCACAGGUUGAGCUGCAUGUCACAGCCUCAGGUGCAACUCCUAACAUCCACAUUCAGCCUGCGCACACAGGGAGCCUUACGCUGACCUGCUCGUCCUCGGGGUGGUACCCAGACCCCGAGCUCCAGUGGAGGGACCCACAAGGACGAUCUCUGUCACCUGACUCUGUGAAGAUGUCUGUACGAGGAGACGGCCUGAUCCACGUGGAAAGCUCCGUCACAGUGGAGGAAAGCUCAAGAGCAGAUGUGUCCUGUGCAGUCCAGAACCCUGUGCUCAGAGAGGAGAAGGAGGUGCAUCUCUCACUGGCAGAGGCCUUGUUCCCCCAGGUCAGCGCCUGGACGGUGGCCCUGGCUGUGCUUCUGGUGCUUCUGGCCGUCACCUUGAUGAUCACUGGUGUUCUCAUCCUGAGAUCUAGCAGAGCCCGAGAGAGAAUCGCUAAAGAACAUGACAGGACUGCUGAAGAACUUGAACGAAGAAAACUUUUCAUAAAGAAGUGUCUGAAGGAAGCUCGACAAUUUGCAGAAGACAUAGUUCUGGCUGAAGACACUGCGCACCCUCAGCUCUGGGUGUCAGAUGAUGGGAAGCGUGUUGAAUGUCGGUCAAGAAAGCGAGCUGUUCCUGAAACGCCUGCAAGAUUUACCUUUCUCCAAGCUGUGCUGGGUUGGAACAGCUUCUCCAGUGGGUGCCGUUACUGGGAGGUGUUAGUAGGAGGGAAUAAUAUGUGGACAAUAGGACUGUGCUCAGAUUCAGUCAACAGGGCCGCACAGUUUGAGGAUAUCCAUCCUGAGAAUGGUUUUUGGACCAUUAGCAGGAUUGAUGAUAAUUACCAGGCUCUUUCUCUCCCCCGUUAUCAUUUUGAGGUUUUAGCACCUCCCUUGAUAGUGGGGAUUUUUUUGCAAUAUGAGCAAGGACUGAUCUCUUUCUAUGAGGUGAAACACUUCACUAUACUCCAUACUUUCACAGCCAAGUUCACUCAGAACUUGAGGCCGUGUUUUCUUACUGGACUUCCCUCUCUAGGACAUUAUCCUCGCCUUUUCAUCCCCACAGUGCCACCACCAGAUGAACUUGGUCCUCUUUAGAACACACUUGAAGGGGCUUCCAUGGGGCUCGUCCCCAUGGGCCAGGGCAGCACACCACAUCCCAGGCAGAAUGGUGCACAGCAGGGCUGGGUCAUUCCCCUCCCAGGUCCAGGCUGCUUUGCCACCCUGUGGACAACUAAGUACAAACUCUGGUUUUUGCCCCUUUCUACUGCUCAUUCCUACAGCCUAGCAUCCCCUUAAUACACUUCUUUCUUCCUUGUUAGUUUAGAGAAAUGCAGCUACUUUUUGUUCUCCCUUUUUCACCAUGAGAUUCCGAAAAGAGUUGGAUACCUCCCUCAUUAGAUCACUGCCAUGAAAUUUUCACCAUGCUUUAGAACAGAGUAACAGUAAUUUUAUCCUUCACCACUGAGCAUUGUCUCUCGACUGGUAAAGUCAAAUGUGCUUAUUUGGUUGACCAUGUUUAUGAUGAAAUCAGUGUACUGGGAUCCCUACUGUGUGGGAUAUCAACAAAUUGAGUAAAAUUCAAUCUUAUCAACAAGACUAUGAACAAAGACAUUUUCAUAUGGCAAACAUCAUACAUAGCCCAACAUUCCUUUUCAAUUUUCUUAUCCUUUUUUAAAUUUUAAAAUACUCAC
Chinchilla lanigera (long-tailed chinchilla) is the source of this 2422-nucleotide messenger RNA. RefSeq names its product butyrophilin subfamily 3 member A3-like. Gene Ontology annotation, biological process: regulation of cytokine production; T cell receptor signaling pathway. Gene Ontology annotation, cellular component: external side of plasma membrane. Bases 360 to 1826 code for a protein of 488 amino acids. Gene Ontology annotation, molecular function: signaling receptor binding. NCBI's taxonomy places the organism in Eukaryota, Metazoa, Chordata, Mammalia, Rodentia, Chinchillidae. The record is from RefSeq and is a predicted model, not a curated record. The transcript is spliced from 10 exons.